This is a messenger RNA of Chinchilla lanigera (long-tailed chinchilla), 2863 nucleotides long. RefSeq names its product chemokine (C-X-C motif) receptor 6 (gene Cxcr6). The coding region runs from base 111 to 1157 and encodes 348 amino acids. The transcript has 2 exons. The record is from RefSeq and is a predicted model, not a curated record. Lineage: Eukaryota; Metazoa; Chordata; Mammalia; Rodentia; Chinchillidae. Gene Ontology annotation, cellular component: membrane. Gene Ontology annotation, biological process: inflammatory response; G protein-coupled receptor signaling pathway; chemotaxis. Gene Ontology annotation, molecular function: coreceptor activity; C-X-C chemokine receptor activity.
AGGGCUCUUAAGUCCUCCGCGAAGCACAGACCGCAUCAGACAGCAGCAGGGGCAGCCACGCGCACAGAGCAAGGUGGCUCCGGAGCCGGCAGGGCAUCUCUGCGGGGAGCAUGGAUGACGUGGAACCCACUGACUAUGAAUUCCCCCAAAUCCCCGGGCUCAGCAGCGCUGACGAGGACAACAGCAGGGAGGCGCACGCACGCUUCCUGCGCUUCCAAGAGGUCUUCCUGCCCUGCGUGUACGUGCUGGUGUUCGUGCUCGGCCUGUUGGGGAACGUGCUGGUGCUGGUGAUCUACAUCUUCUACCAGAAGGUGCGGAGUGUGACGGACAUCUUCCUGGUGAACCUGCCCCUGGCCGACCUGGUGUUCGUCUGCACGCUGCCCUUCUGGGCGUACGCAGGCUCCCACCAGUGGGUCUUCGGCGGGGCUAUGUGCAAGAUCCUGCACGGCAUCUACGCCACCAACUUCUACGUGUCCAUGCUCACGCUCACCUGCAUCACCAUAGACCGGUACCUCGUGGUGGUCCGGGCCACCAAGGCCUACAUCCAGGGGGCCACAUGUAUGGCCUGGGGCAAGGGCAUCUUGGGUGGCACCUGGGUGGUCUCCCUGGUGCUGUCCCUGCCACAGAUCAUCUAUGGCGAAGUCCACAACCUCGACAAGCUCGUGUGUGACUACCACCAAGACGAGAUUUUCAGGGUGGUCCUGGUCACCCAGAUGACUCUGGGCUUCUUCCUGCCCCUGGUCAUCAUGAUGCUCUGCUACCCGGCCAUCAUCCGCACCCUUCUGCUCAGCAGAGGCUUCCAGAAGCACAAAUCUCUGAAGAUCAUCAUCCUGGUGGUGGUUGUGUUCCUGCUGACCCAGACACCGUUCAGCCUGGUCAAGCUCAUCCGCAGCUCCAGAUGGGAGUACUACACCAGGACCAGCUUCAACUAUGCCGUCGUCGUGACCGAGGCCAUUUCCUACCUGCGCGUGUGCCUUAACCCCGUGCUCUACGCCUUUGUCGGCCUCAAAUUUCGCAAGAGCUUCUGGAAACUCAUGAAGGACACUGGCUGCCUCCCUAGCGCUGGAUUCUCCAGUGAACUGAAGUCUUCUGAGGACAACUCCAAGAGUUACUCUGCUUCGCACAAUGCAAAGCCCACCAGCACGUUCCAGCUGUAGGCCGGGUGGGUUUGGAGGACUUGCUGUGAGAUCCCGUGGCUGCGCCCCCUGGAGGAGACGGUGCGAAGGCUUUGUUUGUAGCCUGUGCAUUCCCUUGGAAAAGUCAAAUACUAUGGCUGGUGUGAAAGGAGCACAUCCUGUUCCUUUCGGGUGGCCAAACCAAGGGCUUUCUUCUUUUGAAACAGGGUCUUAAGUUGCUAAAUUUCCCAAGCUGGACUUGAACUUGUGACUCUCCACCUCCACCUCUCGGAACUCGGGGACUGCAGAUGUUCGCCAUGAUGCUUCCUGCUGCCUUAAUGCCCAGCCCUAAUGUUGCAGGGGGGCAAGUGUAAAUUUUUCAAGGUUUUUCCUUCCUCUGUCCUCAAGAAUACCCACAUCAACAUGGUGCCACGUGACACUUGAGUCUCAGGCCCUCCCUGGCUGGGACUGGGGUGGAGGGCUAAAGCUUGCAUGGCGGACAGAGCUGUGGAUGUGGGGCCCACACUGUCUCCUGAGGUCAGAAGGCUCCUCCUACUUGUGGGUCAGAGGUGGAGGUACGGCAGCCCUGACAGCCGUGACAGCUGACCGUGCUGUCAACCUGAGUGAGAAACACCCAGUGGGCUGGUUUUGCACGGCCCUGGACGCACCCGGAUGACGGACCUCCUGAAGGGGGAACGCCUGCCCCAGUGGGUGGAACCGAGCGACAGGCUUGCAGCCUGGGUGGAACGAAAAGGGAAAGAAGGAGGAAGGCUCGCGUCUGCUCCUUCGGGGGAGCUCCAGUAGUCACCCUCGCCUUUGGACGCUGUCUCCAGGCUUCCAGGGCAGACCCCUCGGCUUCCCAACGUGGACAUGCAGGGGCUCUGCGUGACCUCCGACAGAAUCCCCUGAUCUCCAGCGCACAGGCAACCACUGUGGGCCUACCUUGUAAACCCUCUUCAUAGCUUGUCUACAUAUUACAUCAAACUGCUCCUCUAGCGAACCCUCACUGUCAGGGCGGCUCUGACCUCAACCCCAGGCACUCAGGAAUGCUCUCUGGCAGGGAGCGGGAAGGAGCAAGGGCGGGGCUGUAAAUGGGCCCAAACCAGUUUGACCUGGCUGAGAACUGCAGUGGCAAAUGUGAAAAACACAGCUUAGGACUCCAACAAAUCGAAGCUGCAUUUCUAGAGCGGAUUCUUCGGUGGCUUUGCUCCUUUCAAGACAGAAUUACCCCACACCUGCCACACAGCACCUGUGCAAGUGUGCACACACGCACACAUACUCUCGCUCACACCUUGAGCAGCACAUGAACUUCAUGAAUAAGAAAUAAACCUACUUUUUAAAAGUCUCCAAACUGCUUUUACCUUUAGGGACGAAGUAUUUUCAGGUAGAAGACGGGAGAAAUGGUUACUUUUGGGUUCAGAGCAGGAGAUGAGUGGGGCUCUGGGCAGUGCGUGCAGCGCAUCAAGGCCGACAAUCUCGCCCUUCUCUGUGGGCUCCACCUUCUCCCCACAUGGGAGGCGUGCUCGCGCCUGACUUCCAUCGAGUCACCGGACGCCACCGUGCUUCCCCUUUGGACGUCUCAGUUGGCUGAGAGAUGCUUGUAGGGCUCAUGCAAGUCACCCACCCAGAGGCGGGCCGGUGACAUCGGAAGGCAGAAUACGCAGCAAGGCCAGGCACAGCUCGGGCGGCGGGAGGGCUGCACAGGUGGCAGACAUCAGGCUGCCUGCCUCCCUUCUUUUUGGUGAAAU